AUGGCUUUUCAUCUCCAAUGUUUACUUGUGCUUGCCAUGACCACAUUUCUCACGAUACCUUCCCAUGCACAACUCACUCCUAAUUUUUACAACGAAGUUUGCCCUCAGGCAUUGCCAAUCAUUAAGUCAAUUGUUCAGCAAGCAAUUUCCCGUGAACGACGCAUGGGAGCAUCUUUACUGCGUUUGCAUUUCCAUGAUUGCUUUGUCAAUGGUUGCGAUGGAUCAGUUUUACUUGAUGACACCCCAAACUUCAUUGGCGAGAAGACAGCACUCCCAAAUAAAGGUUCAAUUAGAGGUCUGGAAGUGGUUGAUGAAAUUAAAGCAGCGGUUGACAAAGCUUGCAAAAGCCCUGUGGUAUCAUGUGCUGAUAUCUUAGCUAUAGCCGCACGUGAUUCUGUGUCCACAUUGGGAGGUCCACUCUAUUCGUACAAAGUGUUAUUAGGCAGAAGAGAUGCAACAACCGCUAGCAAGAAUGCUGCAAACUCCAAUCUUCUUGCACCGCUUUUCAGCUUCUCCCAGCUUCUUUCUAAUUUCAAAUCUCAUGGGCUUGACCUUAAAGAUCUCGUAGCUCUUUCUGCUGCCCACACCAUUGGAUUUGCACACUGCUCUACCUUUCUAAACAGGAUCUAUAAUGACACCAACAUAGACCCCAAGUUUGCAUCUGCUUUACAGGGUACGUGUCCUAAAAGUGGUGGACAUAACAAUUUGGUUGCAUUGGAUCAUGCCACUCCUACAAUAGUUGACACUUCAUACUAUACGGCUUUGCUGAAUAAGAAGGGUCUCCUCCAUUCGGAUCAAGAGCUAUUCAAGGGUGAUGGUAGUGAAAGUGACACAUUGGUUCAGCUCUAUAGCAAGAACCCAUCUGCUUUUACUAGAGAUUUUAAAUCUUCCAUGAUCAAGAUGGGUAACAUGAAGCCUCUUACUGGGAAUGAGGGAGAGAUCAGAGUAAAUUGCAGAAAAGUCAACUAA
This is a messenger RNA of Gastrolobium bilobum, 969 nucleotides long. RefSeq names its product peroxidase RIP1-like. Gene Ontology annotation, molecular function: heme binding; peroxidase activity. The transcript is spliced from 3 exons. The coding region runs from base 1 to 969 and encodes 322 amino acids. Gene Ontology annotation, biological process: hydrogen peroxide catabolic process; response to oxidative stress. The record is from RefSeq and is a predicted model, not a curated record. NCBI's taxonomy places the organism in Eukaryota, Viridiplantae, Streptophyta, Magnoliopsida, Fabales, Fabaceae.